Messenger RNA from Fusarium redolens, 666 nucleotides. RefSeq lists its product as uncharacterized. The coding region runs from base 1 to 666 and encodes 221 amino acids. The record is from RefSeq and is a predicted model, not a curated record. NCBI's taxonomy places the organism in Eukaryota, Fungi, Ascomycota, Sordariomycetes, Hypocreales, Nectriaceae. The transcript has a single exon.
AUGAAGUCUUCCUACUCUUCCUUCAGGUCAGUAUCAACGCGGCCUGCCGAAUCCUUCAACAUCUCAACACAGUUCCCUCCAGGUCAAAGCCAUGCUGGUCUACCCAUGGUUUGUUAUGUUGGCAAAACCCAGCUGGCGUCAGUCCGAAACAACUCAUUUCGCCUCGCAUGUGGCCCGGGGAGAUCAUGGAACGAGCCCGUGUUUCGUCUCCAGCAACUCAGGGCUCGCAUGCUCGUGCCUUCAAAUUUGGAUCACGAUGCACACUUCGUGGGCAUAUUUUUAGGGAUGGCGCAGAAGCAUUUUUACCCUUCCCCACUUAUCAAUGGCAGACGCGACUCACGAAUAUCCCCAGAGCAAGGCAUUCCGCCAUGCCCUAACUUUCACGACCUCAAAUUGAGGAUCCUCACCCACGAUACAGACACAUUGGAGUUUAUUGUCUACACUGGAUACGUAACAAAGGAAUUUUUGGAAAAGUUCCAUGAUCCGUUCAAAGCCCCGCUCGAUGAUGACGAUGCUGCCGUUUCAGGCCUCAAGAUCGAAUACACAAGGGUUCCUAUUUGGCCGAUUCUAGGGCUACGAGAGAGACUUGGCAAAGCUUUAGGCCAGGAGGUUGUUGGUGCUUUUAAUCCAGGCGAUAUAGAAACGUGGGAGAAAGAGCCCGAGUAA